This is a messenger RNA of Brassica oleracea var. oleracea, 678 nucleotides long. Its product is annotated as profilin-4. Gene Ontology annotation, cellular component: cell cortex. The record is from RefSeq and is a predicted model, not a curated record. Gene Ontology annotation, molecular function: actin monomer binding. Bases 74 to 478 code for a protein of 134 amino acids. NCBI's taxonomy places the organism in Eukaryota, Viridiplantae, Streptophyta, Magnoliopsida, Brassicales, Brassicaceae. The transcript is spliced from 3 exons.
CACGUACAUACGUAAAUAGCUUAAAAAACGAACCGGGUAGAGAAAAAGGAAGAACAAGAAAGAGAUCGAGAUAAUGUCGUGGCAAACUUACGUUGAUGAGCAUUUGAUGUGCGAUGUCGGUGACGGCCAAGGUCACCACCUCACCUCUGCCGCUAUUAUCGGCCAUGACGGUAGCGUUUGGGCUCAGAGCGCUAAUUUUCCUCAGUUCAAGCCUCAAGAGAUGACAGAUAUCAUGAAAGAUUUCGAUGAGCCUGGUCACCUCGCUCCCACAGGCUUGUUCCUCGCAGGACUUAAGUAUAUGGUUAUCCAAGGCGAGCCUGGUGCAGUCAUCCGUGGCAAAAAGGGGGCUGGAGGAAUCACAAUCAAGAAGACAGGACAAUCAAUGGUGUUUGGUCUGUAUGAAGAACCAGUGACUCCAGGACAAUGUAACAUGGUCGUCGAGAGGUUGGGUGAUUACUUGGUCGAACAGGAUCUCUGAAGCCUUCUAGAAUGCUAUAUUGCUGUUGUUCCAAUCCUAUAAACCAUUGUUUCACUUUUAUUUUUGGCUGGGUGCAUGGGUUCUUAUGUUUUCCUAAUUUAAUAUUUGGCGUUUCUACUUUAGCAAAGUUUAAAAGAAUAUGAAACCUUCCUCUUUUGCAUGGUUUCAUUGAUUAAUUAAUUUUGUUUGUUUUGGUUUAA